This is a messenger RNA of Cydia splendana, 3568 nucleotides long. RefSeq lists its product as uncharacterized. Gene Ontology annotation, molecular function: phosphatase activity. The record is from RefSeq and is a predicted model, not a curated record. Gene Ontology annotation, cellular component: Golgi apparatus. The transcript is spliced from 7 exons. Lineage: Eukaryota; Metazoa; Arthropoda; Insecta; Lepidoptera; Tortricidae. The coding region runs from base 242 to 2647 and encodes 801 amino acids. Gene Ontology annotation, biological process: dephosphorylation; glycosaminoglycan biosynthetic process; chondroitin sulfate proteoglycan biosynthetic process.
UCGCCAAAAUCCGAAAAUUUGAGAUUAUGUACGACGGCAGUAUUUGCGGAAAUUGUUUAACUUGUGUAUUUAUUUAGUAUAGUUUAGUAUAUUGUGUUAGACUUCAAGUGAACAUGAAUUCAAUUAAAUUCCACUUUUUGCGUAGGCGUAGCUGCGAAAUGUUAUACACAAAAAUAAUUUAAGCGUUCAUAAUUAACUCGAGAGUGGGUUUUAUCUGAUAAGAAUGGUCUUGAAAUAAAUUAUGCCGCUUACAAUUGUAAACAAAAGUAAAAUGAUUGCUGAAAUCAUGAAAUUUUCGUUUCACCAUAGAGCGUUUUACUGCUAUGUUGGGAUGAGUAUAUGGAUCUGUUUCUUAAUAACGGUAAUGUACAAAUACAUAUCAGUUGGAGAAGAUGCAACAGUGAUCAAGAAGAUUGUGCAGAAUGAAUACAUAUCCAAAAGUGAUAUCAAGUAUAGGAAGAUAUAUCUACGCUCAUGUAAUCCGCCCGACAGUAUUGUGAGGGGUGCUGAAGCUGUGGUGGACAGUGAUACCUGGCUUCUACAAGGAGUGUUAGUUGUUACAAGACAUGGUGACCGGGGACCCCUUACACAUUUGCAUGGGGGAGACAAACUGCCCUGUGACACUCCACCACCGUCAACAUUGUUAAAGAGGUACGAAGAAUGGGUGUCGAACACGAGCUCGGGGGGGCGCGCUUGGUGGGUGGCGGGGCCGGGCCCGUUCCACAACUUCCCCGCGCUGCCCCCGCGCGCCGCCGCCGGCGCCGCCACGCGCUGCGCGCUCGGCCAGCUAACGCCGCGCGGCCUGCUGCAGAUGCUCACCGUGGGCAAUAUUCUGAAAGAGGCUUAUGGAGUAAAACUUGGGCUAGAUAAUUCAGAUCCGACGGGAAAACGAGACACAGGAGAAGUAAUAAUGUACAGCACGCGAUACCGCCGAACGUUCCAGUCCCUAGCGGGGCUCGCCUGGGGCUUAGCGGGCGCUAAUGCAGGCGCUCGGCUCGCUAGAGCGAGAGAGAGCCAUAGCGUCGUCUUCUGCUUCCGCGAGUGUGCGUGUGCUGCUCACCACGCGUUGAACAAAAAAAUCAGCAUCCAAGCAAAACACCGGCUGGACAACCACCCAGCGCUAAAAGAGCUGGUCACCAAGCUCUCCACCGUUCUCUUCGAGUCGCAGGAACACCCCGAACCCGACAUGGUCCGCGACGGAGUCCUGGCUCACAUGUGCCAUGACUCGCCGCUGCCGUGUGUGAGGAGACCUGAGAAACAGAAGAUUAGCUUGAAGAGAAAUAGGAGGCUUCGAGAGGAUACCGUGCCGGGGAAAAAGUUGCUACAAUAUAAGGUAAAUGUGGAUAAUAGAAAAUCUGAAAGAGAUAUAUUAACCAUAGAAAUAACGGGAAACAGUGGUGAAGAUACUUCUAUCAAAAAACAUGAGAAAGAGAAGCUAAGCUUGAAGAAACAUAGAACGUUUCACGAGGAUACUGUUCUUGAAAAAAAUAUACUAGAACAUAAAGAGGUUACCAUCAUAAAUAGCAGAAAUCCUAAGGAACAAAUACCAAACGUACAAAUACAGCAAGAUACCCCUGAGCGCGAGUCUCCUAAUAAGGAUAGUAAUAGUUCAGAAAAACAUAAACUAACUGUAAAAGGACAUAAUGAAAGGAAUAAUAUGAGAAAAGCAGAAAACGAGAAAGAAUUGGAAAAUCACAAAGACACUGUGCCUAAAAGGAAUUUAUUAGACAUAGAUAUAGACACUCUUAACAUGGAAUUGGAUUACAUUAACAACCAGUUAGACUUCAAUAACGAGAUAGGGAGGAAAGCUAGAGAUAUCAUCGGUAAAUAUUACGAUACUAAAGAUAAGCAGAAAGCUCCUUUAGAUUUCGAUGCUCAAAUGGAAAGAGAGAAGCUAUUAUACUAUCAGCAGAGAUAUAUGGAUAAUGCGGAUGCAUAUGAUGAUGUUGUCAUAGUUAAAAAGAAUUUAGACGCAGACUUUAAUUUUCCAAAUGACGCUCGCAUGGAUACAGAUUUUGAUGAGGAAUAUAAGGAACCAACACCAGAAAUAACAGAGGAAUUUUGUAUAAGAAAGGACCAUAUAACGUCUUUAUUCGCAUAUUUAGAAUGGAGUUAUAGACAAGAAAUCAAAAAUAUACAUAAUAGAAAACGAGGCUUGCUUUUAGCGUACGGAUUAAUGCACAAUAUAGUGCAAAAUAUGAUUAGAAUGAUCUCAGAGAAUAAACCUAAAAUAGUAAUCUAUUCCGGACAUGACAAAACACUGCAACCAUUGAUUUUAGCACUUGGUUUAACAAAUUAUCAACACUACAACGUACACUAUGCUUCUAGAAUGAUCUUCGAGGUUUACAGAAAAAAAGAUUUACGCGACGAAUUUAAAUUUACUAAAAGGAAAGCAGUAGCACAAGAUUUUUACUUCAGGGUUGUUUACAAUGGGGAAGAUGUUACAAAUAAAUUAAGUUUCUGUAAAACUAAGCAGAGUAUAGUGAUGAAAGUAGUGGACCCUAUAGACGAUAUGAAAACGUAUAAUACUUAUUUGUGUCCUAUAGAAAACGUUGUUAGGUUUAUACAUGAUGAUUAUUUUGCUAUUUUUAACGUGACCAACUUUAAGGAUGCUUGUGCUACCUAUGGGAAUCUCAAACAUGUUUAGGUAAAAACAAAUUUGUUCAGAGAAGGGUUCUGAUCAUUCAUGUGCAUAAGGACCUUUCCAACAGAAAAGCCACGAAUAACGUAUGUAUGUAUGUGAUUGCAAGUAACAUGUGCUCUCUUAUAAAAAAAGCCGUAGGCCUCUAAAAAAUUGUUAAUUCUUCUUAUUAUGGCGCUAAAAGUAACAUACUGGCAUGAAUGGACAUAUGUGACUGUACGGAAAUAUGUUUAUUUGUACUUCAUUUGAACGGUUUCUACUUGUCGAAUGGACGAAGAGUGUUCCAAUUUCUAUGGAUGUGUUUAAAAUUGCAUAAAAGUAAAAUAGGCGUCUCUCUUUCUUCUAUCGAGAGACCAUGAAAUAAGCAUCUUUGAUUAAGAAUAUGUUUUUUUUAAUAUAUUAAUAAUGAUGUAAAGGCAGCUAAGCAUUAUUUUUUGUCAAAAGUGUUCAGUAAAUAACAGUAUUCCUUUUUUCCCGCAUCUUUGAUUAAGAAUAUGUUUUUUUUAAUAUACUAAUAAUGAUUUAAAGGAAGCUAAGCAUAAUUUUUUGUCAAAAGUGUUCAGUAAAUAGCAGUAUUCCUUUUUUCCCGAUAGGAAUUCGUAAUUUAUGUCAUUUUAUAUUCUUUAAAUUAUAAUGUAUACAAUUAAUAUAAUUUAUUUAUUGCUAAAUAUUCCAGAGAUAGUUUAUUACUUGUGACUCGGAUCUCAAUUAUUUAAGUUAACGCCGUACUUAACUAUACAUAUCUACUAAUAAUGAAUACAUUAUUGCGUUGUAAUUGUCUCAGAGGCUAUAAUAAAUAGUAACUUUAUUCUUAGUUAAUCCUACUGGGGUAAAACGAGAUCUUACUAAAUGUGAUUGAACUAUUUACAUAUCAUUCCUUUCCUUGCCCGUUAGUAUGAGAGUAGAAUUAGACUAGUAUCUACAAUA